This is a messenger RNA of Nomia melanderi (Alkali bee), 1863 nucleotides long. Its product is annotated as N-acetylglucosamine-6-sulfatase. The record is from RefSeq and is a predicted model, not a curated record. Gene Ontology annotation, molecular function: N-acetylglucosamine-6-sulfatase activity; glycosaminoglycan binding. Gene Ontology annotation, biological process: glycosaminoglycan metabolic process. Lineage: Eukaryota; Metazoa; Arthropoda; Insecta; Hymenoptera; Halictidae.
UCGACAGCGUCGGUAUUUCAGCGUAGUAGUUAAAAAGUUACGUGUAUGUAAUGUGUGCAUAGAAUUUAAUUUAUGUUUUCAUAUCAACUAAUUACAUAUAUUCCAAUUGGAAAACGUCAAAAUUAUUGAAUCACAUUGAUUUGGAAGAUUCAAUUUCUUUACUCGAAAGAAAAUACUUAGUGAUAAUUGCGUUUUGCUUUGUGUUUUGUUUUUUGUCUGCUAUAUAUAAGUAGACAGGCCGGGGAAUUCCCGUAUGUUUCCAACGUUUGAAUUGAACGCUUCGUCUCGUAUAAUUUGAAAAAAUGAUUAUUCUAAAAUUCGGUAUUUUUCUAAACUGUUUAUCAGUGUUAUAUAGUGCAAAAAAUGUUGUAUUAAUUGUCGCAGAUGAUUUAGACAUCUUUCUCGAUGGAAUGAUACCAAUGAAAAAUACAAUGGAUUUAAUUGGAAACUCAGGUGCAUCAUUUUCAAAUUGUUUUGUUGCUUCUCCUAUUUGUUGCCCAAAUAGAGCUUCAAUUUUAACUGGAAGGUAUCAACAUAAUCAUUUAGUAGUAAAUAAUUCAAUUGAAGGAGGUUGCAGUAGUGUUAAAUGGCAACAGUUUCAAGAACCAAAUACAUUUGCUGCAUAUUUAAAAGAGCAAAUGUCUUAUACAACUUUUUAUGCUGGAAAAUAUUUAAAUCAGUAUGGACAUAAAAGUGUGGGUGGAAUAAAUCAUGUACCAAAAGGAUGGGAUUGGUGGGCCGGUCUCAUUGGAAAUUCAAAGUAUUAUAAUUAUUCUUUAUCUAUAAAUGGAACAGAAAAGGAGUUUGGUAACAAAACAACCGAAUAUCUCACUGAUGUAAUUAGUAAUCUUGCAAUAGAUUUUAUUAAAUCUCGUGGACAAAAUAGUGAACCAUUUCUUGCAGUUCUAGCACCUCCAGCACCUCAUGCACCUUUCACACCAGCGAUAAGACAUUAUGACAAAUAUAAAGUCAUAAAGGCCAAGAGGACACCUAAUUUUAAUAAACUUACACAAAUAAACAAGCAUUGGUUAGUGAGAAUGAGUACAUAUCCAUUACCUAAUGAUGUAUUACCUAAGUUAGAUGAAGUGUAUAGACACAGAUGGGAAACAUUAUUAGCUGUUGAUGAGCUUGUAACAAACGUAUAUGAAACUUUAAAGUUGCAGGGUCUUUUGAACAAUACUUAUAUCAUAUUUACAUCUGAUAAUGGUUACCACAUUGGUCAGUUUAGUAUGCCUAUAGAUAAGCGUCAACCAUAUGAGACAGAUAUUAGAGUUCCAUUAUUAAUACGAGGACCUGGAAUUACACCAUCCAAAAUUUCUGCACCUGUCAGUAGCGUUGAUUUGUUUGCUACUAUUUUAGAAAUAGGUGGUAUAAAACGUCCAUCAGAUGGAACUUCUCUUUUAAAAAAAACAUUACCAAAGGAUAGAACCUUGUUAAUAGAAUACAGAGGGGAGAAGUCUAAGGGCAUUCCAUCUUCAGGUUGCCCAACUGACAGUGAUCCAAAUGUAUCAUUCUGCAUGAAAGACAUGGCAUGUAAAUGUCAAGAUGCUGCAAAUAACACAUUUAGUUGUAUACGCCGCGUUUCACCAGAACAUAACAAUAUCUUUUGUGUUUUUGAAGAUGACCAGCAUUACGUGGAAGCAUACAAUAUCACCACAGAUAAUUAUCAAAUGAAUAAUAUUGGAUAUACCAUGAAACGUAAACAUAGGUACAGAUUCAGGAAGCUCCUGAAAAGAAUGUCUGUCUGUAAAGAUGAGGACUGUGUUUUUACAAUUACAGAGAACGUUUAUAUUUAGCGGUUCAUGUAUUACAAAAUACGAUUAAUUUGAAUAUAACGUGUGUACAAUGAGUAAAGGAAAAUUG